Macrobrachium nipponense is the source of this 1224-nucleotide messenger RNA. RefSeq lists its product as uncharacterized. Bases 1 to 1224 code for a protein of 407 amino acids. The transcript has a single exon. NCBI's taxonomy places the organism in Eukaryota, Metazoa, Arthropoda, Malacostraca, Decapoda, Palaemonidae. The record is from RefSeq and is a predicted model, not a curated record.
AUGAAAAAUCCCAAGACAGAUCUGGACGCAUUGUGGAGUUUGGACAGAUUGGGAAUAGAUUGCAGUGAGUUGCGAGAACAAGACCAGAGGGUCUUAAAGGACUUUGAGAGCACUAUAACCUAUUCUGAAAUUGAUAAACAGUAUGUUGUGGCGUUGCCGUGGAGAACCAAUAGAUUCAGAUUGAAGACAAAUUUUGGUUUAGCCAUGAGCAGACUUCGACAGCAGACCAUCAAGUUUCAGAAGGAUGUGGAUUACUUGGAUCAUUAUCAGAAAAUCUUGCAAGAGCAAGAAGAUAGAGGAUUCAUUGAGAAGGUGAUCUAUAAUAAAUCUGAUGUGGAUUGUCAUUACUUGGCACAUCAUGGAGUGCUUAAAGACAGUGCCACUACUCCAAUAAGAAUAGUGUUUGAUUGCUCAUCAAAACAAGGUAAAAAUGGAUUAAGUCUGAAUGAUUGUCUAUGGACUGGACCACACGUAACGGCUGAUCUACUCAGAGUCCUGCUGCAAUUUAGAACUAACACCUUUGCUUGUAUUGGUGAUAUUGAGAAGGCAUUUUUAAUGGUACAGUUGCGGGAAGAAGAUCGCAAUUAUACGCGUUUUUUGUGGUUGGAAAAUCCAACAGAUCCCAAUAGUAAAUUAAUAGUAUACAGAUUUAGAGUAGUAUUAUUUGGAGCUACAUGUUCACCUUUUCUUCUAAAUGCAACCAUCAAGCAUCACUUGUCCACUGUGGUCUCGUGGUUACCCCGGUCCAAUACAGUGGAUGUAGUGGAAAGAUUGAAGAGAGGUUUGUAUGUAGAUAAUUUGCAAUUUACGGCUAAUAGUGAAUCUGAGUUGAUGGAUUUAUACUUUAAUGCCAACAAAAUUUUUGCUCAGGCUCACUUAUAUUUGAAGGAGUGGGUUAGCAAUAGCGAGUCUAUACAAACUAUUGCUGCUGCUUAUCAAAUUGAAGCCAAACAAAAACAAAUUCAUAAAGUAUUGGGAUUGAAUUGGGAUAUAAUUAAAGACGUCUUAACUAUAAAUCCAGCUCGUAUUAAUAGAUCGAGUCAAACAAAGCGAGAGAUUCUCAAUACCGUUGCCCAAAUAUACGAUCCAUUGGGAUUGCUUCUCCCUGUUACUAUGAAAGCAAGGAUAUUUUUGCAGAAAUUGUGGAAGCAACAUCUGGAUUUGGGAUCGAACAACUCGCCAACCCGCUACAAGAGGAAUGGAGUGAAUUACGCAAGGACUUAG